AGUCGUGAUUAGUCAGUUACAUACGACCGUCUGUCACUCAGAAAUCGAAAUGAAACAUUUAUCUCUCAUUUUUUAUUAUUGUUGACUAAAAUUAAACUAAUAGUAUGUUUUAUCCGUUUAGACGAGUUUUUAAAUUUCUAUCAAAUCCAUUUGUGUGCCAAAUAUCUAAAUAUUCGACGAAAGUAGUGCAGAAUACAUCAUGCGAAAGUUCAUCGAGAGUUAUACAGACCAGCUUUGGUCAGCCGACUUUUCAAACACAUCCUCAUUUAAUAAAAGAAGGCGAAGUCGUCCCUGGAAUUCAAAUGGAUGAAUUUAAAAGUAGACGAAGCAAAUUAAUGGAACAAAUUUUCCUCAAUAGUAUCAAUGAAAAAUCAUCGCAUAUUGUUGUAAUUCCAUCGUCAACGACAAUGUACAUGACUGAAAAAAUACCCUACGUGUUUCGUCAAAAUUCCGAUUUUCUCUAUUUCACCGGUUGUCAGGAGCCCGACAGUUGUCUCAUUCUCACAGGAAGAGGUGAGAAUUUCACCUCAACUCUAUUCAUGAGAAGCAAAGAUCCACGUUCAGAAUUAUGGAAUGGUACACGAACGGGAGUCGAUGCAGCGGUACCAUUAUUUGGUGUCGAUGAAGCACUUCCAAUUUCUGACUUUGAAAGAUUUUAUUCAUCGUUCAUUAAUGAAAAUCGACAGAGUAAAAUUUGGUACGAUUCGGAGGAUGUUGUUCAACCGGAGAUACAUAAAGUAUUGAUGAAUAUUUUAAAAGUAAAUGAUGGGAAAAUAUUCACUUGUCCGAAGACAGUAUUUCAUCAGAUGCGUUUAAUUAAAUCGAAAGCAGAGAUUGCUUUGAUGCAGAGAAGUUGUGAUAUUGCUUCGGAUGCAAUAGCGAAGGCGAUAAGUUCAUCGAAACCGGGAAUUAGUGAACAUCAGUUGUUUGCUAUUGUUGAUUAUCAAUCGAGAAUGAAUGGAGCAGAAUUUUUAGCAUAUCCACCAGUUGUUGCCGGUGGUAAAAAUGCCUGUACUAUUCAUUAUAUAACGAAUAAUCAAAUUGUUAAGAAUGGAGAAAUGGUUUUAAUGGACGCAGGUUGCGAAUAUCAUGGUUAUUCGUCGGACAUCACGAGGACGUGGCCGGUUAAUGGAACAUUUACCCAGCAGCAGAGAAUCUUGUAUGAAAUUAUUCUUGAGACGCAAAAAGAAAUGAUAGUAAAAUUGAGAGAUAUGCCGAGUUUAGAGCAAUUAUUUCGGGAAAUGUGUUUAUUUUUAGGAAAACGAUUGCAGGAGGUUUGCCUCGUUCCAAAACAUUAUGGAGGUGAUAAAUUAAUUGCAGCCGGUUAUGCAUAUUGUCCACAUCAUGUUAGUCACUAUUUGGGAAUGGAUGUUCACGAUACGGCGAAAAUAUCAAGAAGUAUAAAAGUCCAACCGGGAAUGAUUGUCACCGUUGAACCAGGCAUAUAUGUAAGUCCAAAAAAUCAGUUCGCACUUCCAGAAUUUCACGAUUUGGGUCUUCGAAUAGAAGACGACGUGUUGAUACAAGAAGGAGAAACUUUAGUUUUAACCCGAAAAUGUCCAAAAGAAGUCAAUGAAAUCGAAGACUUGGCAAAACUAAGUCAAUAAAUCCGAAUGUAAGUAUGUUAAUAAAUUUUGUACAAACAAAAAAAUGUUUAUGUAAAUAAAUAUUUAUCAAAAUUGUUCAUUUUUA
Molecule: messenger RNA, 1692 nt
Organism: Leptopilina heterotoma
Lineage: Eukaryota; Metazoa; Arthropoda; Insecta; Hymenoptera; Figitidae
Product: xaa-Pro aminopeptidase 3-like
Exons: 4
Coding region: 105-1607 (500 amino acids)
Cellular component (GO): mitochondrion
Molecular function (GO): metalloaminopeptidase activity; manganese ion binding
Source: RefSeq, a predicted model, not a curated record